This is a messenger RNA of Linum trigynum, 4890 nucleotides long. The record is from the annotation of a GenBank genome assembly. Lineage: Eukaryota; Viridiplantae; Streptophyta; Magnoliopsida; Malpighiales; Linaceae.
AUGGCUUCUUGGGAGCCGCUGGUUUGGUACUGUAAACCAGUGGCCAAUGGAGUAUGGGCAAAAGAACUGGACACCGCAUUUGGAGCGUACACCCCUUGUGCCAUUGACUCCCUAGUGAUUUGUGUAUCUUAUUUGGCACUCUUCGGGCUAUGCAUCUACCGGAUAUGGUUGAUAAAGGAUCCAAAAGCUCAAAAGUACUGUCUAAGGACAAAGUACUACAACUACAUACUGGGACUGCUUGCUGCUUAUUGUACAGUUGAGCCUAUGUUCAGACUGGUGAUGGAUAUUUCACCAUUUAACCUGGAUGGGGAGACCGGCGUUGCUCCCUUUGAGAUGGUUUCUUCGGUCGUUGAAGCUCUCUCCUGGUGCUCCAUGCUCAUUAUGAUUAGCUUGGAAAUUAAAAUAUACAUUCGGAAGUUCCGAUGGUAUGUGAGGUUUGGAGUCCUUUAUGUUUUGAUAGCGGAAUGCGUAGUGCUAAAUCUCAUUCUUCCAGUGAGUGCUAAUGCCGCCAGAGUGGCCUUCUACAUGUCUGUGGGCACGUUUAUAUGCAAGGUUUUAUUCGGAAUUCUUCUUCUGUUUCAUUUGCCCACAUUGGAUCCAUAUCCUGGUUAUGUUAUGCUGGAACCUGAGACCAUUGACAAUGGCGAGUAUGAGGCCCUCCCUGGAGAAGAGCAAAUUUGUCCAGAGAGGCACGUGAAUAUCUUUUCCCGUAUAUAUUUUGGAUGGAUGACCUCACUUAUGCGGCAAGGCUACCAUAAACCCAUCAGUGAAAAGGAUGUCUGGAAAUUAGAUGCAUGGGAUCAGACUGAAACACUGAUUAAUAAGUUUCAGAAAUGCUGGAUUGAAGAAUCUAAAAAGAAAAACCCAUGGCUGUUAAGAGCUCUAAAUAAUAGCCUUGGAGCAAGGUUUUGGCUGGGAGGACUAUUUAAGAUUGGCAACGAUCUUUCUCAAUUUGUGGGGCCUGUUAUCUUGAACCAGCUAUUACAGUCAAUGCAGCGUGGGGAUCCUGCUUGGAUUGGUUAUGCUUAUGCUUUCUCAAUUUUUAUUGGUGUGUCAAUCGGGGUGCUUUGUGAAUCCCAGUACUUUCAGAAUGUGAUGCGCAUUGGAUUUCGCUUGAGAUCAACUCUGGUGGCUGCCAUAUUCCGUAAAUCGUUGAGACUAACUCAUGAGGCCCGCAAGAACUUCCCAACUGGGAAGAUCACAAAUAUGAUCACGACAGAUGCCAAUACAAUCCAGCAAGUAUGCCAACAACUUCAUAAUCUGUGGUCAGCGCCAUUCAGAAUCACCUUGUCUAUGAUACUUCUCUACCAGCAAUUGGGUGUUGCUUCUCUCCUUGGAUCGUUACUCCUCAUUCUCAUGAUCCCUGUACAGACAGCUGUGAUUAGCAAAAUGAGAAAACUAACCAAGGAAGGUUUGCAAAGGACGGAUAGGAGAGUCAGCCUCAUGAAUGAAAUCCUUGCAGCAAUGGAGACUGUCAAAUGUUAUGCUUGGGAGAAAAGCUUCCAGAAUAGAGUUCAAGGCCUACGGGAUGAUGAGCUGUCAUGGUUUCGCAGGGCCCAGUUGCUUGCUGCUUUCAAUAGUUUUCUGCUCAACAGCAUGCCAGUUGUUGUGACAUUGGUUUCAUUUGGAACUUUCACCUUACUCGGCGGAGACUUGACACCUGCUAGGGCAUUUACAUCACUCUCUCUGUUUCAAGUGUUACGGUUUCCUUUGAACAUGCUUCCUAACUUAUUAAGCGCGGUUGUUACUGCAAAUGUCUCAGUCCAACGGUUGGAGGAACUAUUUAUGGCAGAAGAGAGAACUCUGGAAUUGAAUCCACCGCUUGAGGCAGAACUUCCUGCCAUCUCUAUCAAGGAUGGACAUUUUUCGUGGGAUUCAAAGGCAGAGAGGCCUACAUUGUCAAAUAUAAAUCUAGAUAUACCAGCUGGAAGCUUAGUUGCAAUAGUUGGUGGAACUGGAGAAGGAAAGACGUCGCUUAUCUCAGCAAUGCUUGGGGAACUGCCUGCUGUAGCCAAUACUAGUGUUGCGAUUAGAGGAACUGUCGCUUAUGUUCCUCAAGUUUCUUGGAUUUUCAAUGCUACUCUGCGAGAGAACAUAUUGUUUGGAUCUACAUAUGAACCUGAGCGAUACUGGAGAACAAUUGAUGUGUCUGCCUUACAUCAUGAUCUCGACAUACUUCCUGGCCACGAUCUCACAGAGAUAGGAGCAAGAGGAGUGAAUAUCAGUGGUGGUCAAAAGCAAAGGGUUUCGAUAGCUAGGGCUGUGUAUUCGAAUUCAGACGUAUACAUAUUUGAUGACCCUUUAAGUGCCCUAGAUGCUCACGUUGGUCGCCAGGUAUUCAACAAAUGCAUCAAGGAAGAGUUGCAAGGAAAGACUAGGGUUCUUGUGACGAACCAGCUACAUUUUCUUCCGCAUGUGGAUAAGAUCAUUGUUGUGAGCGAAAGAACUGUUAAGGAGGAGGGAACCUUCGAGGAGCUAUCCAAAAGUGGCACAUUAUUCCAAAAGUUGAUGGAGAAUGCUGGGAAGACGGAAGAAAUGCAAGAAGAACAGGAGGUGCACGAAGAAGAGCUGGACAGCACAAAUGUUGAGCAUGGAAGGUCAAAUCCCACUAAUGGAGUUCAUGAGUUGACACAGAAUACAGGAUAUAAUAGUAAGAGUGGGAAAAGAGGGAAGUCAGUGCUAAUAAAGCAAGAGGAAAGGGAGACUGGCAUUGUUAGUUGGAAAGUAUUGGACAGGUACACAACUGCAUUAGGGGGUAUGCUGGUGGUUAUGGUAUUGUUCACAUGCUACACAUUAACUGAAGUUCUUCGAAUUUCAAGCAGUCAAUGGUUAAGCAUUUGGACGAACCACAGCGAUUCAGAAAGCUACAAUCUUCCAUUUUUCCUCUCGGUUUAUGCACUUCUGUCACUGGGCCAGGUAAGCGUUACACUGGGAAACUCUUAUUGGUUGAUCACUUCAAGUCUACGUGCCGCCAAAAGACUCCAUGAUUCUAUGCUAGCAACCCUCCUACGAGCUCCUAUGCUGUUCUUCCACACCAACCCACUUGGCAGGGUAAUUAACAGGUUUGCAAAGGAUCUUGGGGAAAUAGAUCGCAAUGUUGCCGGUUUUGCCAACAAUUUUCUGAACCAAGUCUGGCAGCUCCUUUCCACAUUUGCCUUAAUAGGCAUCGUGAGCACUCUGUCUUUGUGGGCCGUAAUGCCUCUUCUCAUCUUGUUUUAUUCAGCCUAUUUAUUCUAUCAGACCACUUCCCGUGAAGUGAAACGCUUGGAUUCCAUAACCAGAUCCCCAGUUUAUGCACAAUUCGGAGAAGCACUAAAUGGCCUGUCCAGCAUUCGUGCGUACAAGGCCUAUGAUCGGAUUGCCGAUAUCAACGGCAAAACAAUGGACAACAACAUCAGAUUCACCCUUGUGAACAUCAGUUCCAAUCGCUGGCUCACCAUAAGACUGGAGACGCUGGGAGGAGUCAUGAUCUGGUUAAUAGCCACCUUCGCAGUCUUGGAGAAUCAAAAAGCCGAAAACAGGAUUGCAUUCGCUUCUACCAUGGGCCUACUGCUGACUUACACUCUCAACAUUACCAGUUUGUUGAGCGGUGUGCUGAGGUCGGCGAGUCGAGCCGAGAAUAGCUUCAAUGCUGUUGAGCGUGUGGGCGAAUACAUGGAGUUGCCCUCAGAGGCUCCGGCAGUUAUCGAGAGCAAUCGUCCACCACCUGGAUGGCCUUCAUCAGGUUCAAUCAAGUUCUCAGAUGUUGUCCUGCGUUACAGGCCAGAACUUCCACCGGUGUUGCAUGGAUUAUCGUUUGCGGUUGCUCCGAGUGAGAAGCUUGGCGUGGUUGGAAGAACUGGAGCGGGGAAGUCCAGCAUGCUUAAUGCAUUGUUCAGAAUUGUGGAGGCUGAGAGGGGAGAGAUCGUGAUUGAUGGAUGUAAUGUUGGGAAAAUUGGGCUCAUGGAUCUUCGGAAAGUUCUUACUAUCAUACCACAAGCACCGGUUCUUUUCUCUGGAACUGUGAGAAUGAAUCUGGAUCCAUUUAGUGAACAUAAUGAUGCAGACCUCUGGGAGGCACUGGAAAGGGCACAUCUAAAGGAUGUGAUAAGGAGCAAUGCUUUGGGUCUGGAUGCUGAGGUUCUGGAGGGAGGAGAGAACUUCAGUGUUGGACAGAGACAGCUAUUGAGUUUAGCUCGAGCAUUGCUACGGAGAUCGAAAAUUCUUGUACUUGAUGAAGCAACUGCUGCUGUUGAUGUGAGAACUGAUGCACUCAUACAGAAAACAAUCAGAGAAGAGUUCAAGUCCUGCACAAUGCUUGUAAUUGCUCACAGAUUGAAUACUAUCAUUGACUGCGACAAAAUUCUCGUGCUUGAUGAUGGCCGGGUAAAAGAGCAUGCUAGUCCGGAGGAACUGCUUUCAAACGUAGAGAGUGCGUUCUACAAGAUGGUGCAGAGUACUGGAUCAGCAAAUGCUCAAUAUCUAAGCAGCUUGGUAUUUGAAGCCAAAGAGAGCAAGUUCAACGGCAAUGGAAACACCAAGAACCUAGAUGGGCAGAGGAAAUGGCUUGCUUCCUCGAGAUGGACAGCUGCUGCUCAGUUUGCACUAGGUGUUAGUCUCACUUCUUCAACAAAUGACCUUCAGAGUUUAGUUGUUGGAGAUCGCAACGACAUUCUCAGGAGGACGAAAGAUGCUGUCUUAACCCUUCAGGGAGUGCUGCAAGGGAAGCAUGACGAAGUAAUAGAUGAUACUCUCCAGCAACAUGAUCUCCCCAGAGAAAGAUGGUGGUCGACUCUCUACAGAAUAGUUGAAGGUCUAGCGAUGAUGAGCAGGCUGGCUAAGAACAGGAAUCCAGUUUCAGCAUACGAAUUAGAGAACGAACCAUUGGACUGGGACAAUGAGGAAAACUAG